Molecule: messenger RNA, 2464 nt
Organism: Colletotrichum destructivum
Lineage: Eukaryota; Fungi; Ascomycota; Sordariomycetes; Glomerellales; Glomerellaceae
Product: Putative ribosomal RNA-processing protein
Exons: 3
Coding region: 225-2000 (591 amino acids)
Biological process (GO): ribosomal small subunit biogenesis; ribosomal large subunit biogenesis
Cellular component (GO): nucleolus
Molecular function (GO): RNA binding; DNA binding
Source: RefSeq, a predicted model, not a curated record
CAAUCCCGCCCGCAAACCGCCCGCUGAUAUCAAAGCUCACUCUGCUCACCGAGUCUGCUUGCACGCGCCCAGCUGUCGACCUUUCGUUUUCGCUCCUCAACGGCAAACACUCCAACCAAACCCUACGAUCCCAUUUCGACAAGAAGUUGUUUGGGUUCUUUUCCGUUGUACAAAAAAACAAAUUUUUUUUUUCAAACGAGAAAGAAAAAGACACCAGGGGGGAAAUGGCGGAAUCUACAUUGCAGGACCGCCUGCGCGAGCACUCAAAGGCCUUUGAUGGUCUUUUGUCCCUCAUCCCGGCCAAGAUGUACUAUGGAGAAGACAACUCUGACCAAUGGAAGAAGACGAAGCAGACAAAAGCCGAAGCCAAAGCGGCCAAGAUCUCUAAGCUGGACCCCGAUAGCGAGCUGAACCGCAACGCAAAGGAGGUCAUGGAUGAGCGCGCAGCGCGCAACAAGCGCAAGCUGCAGGAGAUGCAGGAGGAGGAGGAUAGGCAAGAGGCUGCCGGCGAUGACGAGGGCAUCCCCGGCGUGCAGAGGGAGCUGCCCGGCCAGGGCCUCCGCAACAAGGACUAUAAGAAGCAGAAGACGGCCGACCCUCUCGACACUGUUGAGGACGCCAAUCCAGCCGAGAUGUCGCAAAAUCAGCUCAUGAGACUCGCGAGGAAGGAGGCCAAGAAGGAAAAGCGCGCCGAUAAGAAGGCGAAGAAGGCCGAGAAGAAGGCUGCUAAGAUGGAAACCGGUGAAUCUGCCGCCCCCGUCGCCGCCGUCGGUGACGCUGCCGCCCAAGUGUCCGAGGUCAAGGCGUCCAGCAAGCCGGCGGAGGAGGCUAAGACCUCAGCAAAGUCCCCCGUCGCUGCCGCCAAGAAGGGGUCCAAGAAGGAGUCAAAGAAGCAACAGAAGAAGGCCGAGCCCAAAGACGCCAAGCCCGCCAGCAAUGACCAUAAUAGGGACGGCGACAAGGACGACGAGGAGUACGAGACCGUCGACGAAGAGUCCGAUGACGAGGGCUACGCUGCAACGGCGGACCUCAACCCUCUCGACCUCUCCGGUCUGAAGCCCACCGAGUCCAGCAGCGGCGCCUCGAGCCCGACCUCGACACCAGACUCCACCUUUGACACCGCCACGGGGGCAACCGCCGCCUCCGCUGAGGCCACGAGCGCGACGACCUCGACGAGCUCCACGGUCCCGCCCUCCGAGAAGCCGAAGCACAUCAAGCUCCCCGCCGACACCUCGGCUCUCCGCGCCCGGCUCGCAGCGCGGAUAGAAGCCCUCCGUGCGGCCCGCAAGGCCGACGGCCCGGACGGCAAACCGAUUCGCACACGCCAGGAGCUCAUCGAGGCGCGCCGCGCUAAGCAGGCCCAGCGCAAGGAGCACAAGAAGGAGCUCCGCACCAAGGCGCGUCUCGAGGAGGAGGCCAAGCGCGAGGAGGCGCUGGUGCUCAACUCGCCCAGCGUCAUGUCGCCGCGCGUCGGCCUCGGCGACGACGACGAGCCGGCCAACUUCGCCUUCGGCCGCGUCGCGUUCGACGACGGCACCAAGCUCUCGCACGACCUGUCGCACGCGCUCAACACGCACAAGAAGCGCGGGCCGUCGGACCCCAAGACGGCGCUCAUCAAGAUCCAGAACCAGAAGAAGCGGCUCGCGGCGCUCGACAAGGAGAAGCAGGCCGACAUCGCCGAGAAGGAGCAGUGGCUGACAGCGCGGAAGCGGGCCGAGGGCGAGCGCAUCCGCGACGACGAGCAGGCGCUCAAGAAGGCCGUCAAGCGCAAGGACCAGACCAAGAAGAAGAGCGAGAAGGCGUGGAAGGAGCGCAGCGAUGGCGUCGCCAAGGCGAUCCGCGAGAAGCAGAAGAAGCGCGACGACAACAUCAAGAAGCGCAAGGACGAGAAGCUCGCGCACAAGCUCGGCCGCAAGAGCGGGAAGAAGGUCGGCAGCGGGCCCAAGAAGGCGAGGCCCGGGUUCGAGGGAAGUUUCGGCGGUGGCAAGAAGAAGAAAUAAAAGCCGCGUUCGCCCAGAUUCCCCCCUCCCCCUCUCCUCCCGGUGAAAGAUCACCGAGACUCGUGAGGAACAGAGAGGGGAGGAUGGGAAGGGGGAGACAGAGAGAGAGAGUUGGGACGUGUUGAUGGAGGACGCGAGACGCACAACAAUAACAACAAACAAAUCUUAAUCGAUACCCCCCCGCCCCCGGGUGGUGAAAGGAGAAGGAAGGAAAAGGGUCUUCGAGAGGAAACCAAAGGUGGUUGUUGCAUCAUCUGCUACGUACGGAUAGGGGGGGAAACUCAGGCGUUCAUGGGGGCAAAAUGACUGUAAACCUUUUUUUUCCUUCUUCUGUUUUACACAUCCAAAAAACGGGGGAGGGGAAUGGCGGCGUAGGAGGGAACCCGUGAAUACAUAUUUCAAUCGUUCUAGCCAUGACAUGACCAGCCUCUCGCCGUCUCUUUCGUUCGCGGCCACGCGCCACC